AUGGCUCCCCUGCAGGCUGCAAUCUUCGGUCCCCGAAUCUAUUUCUACUUAUUGGAAAAGUCAUUUGAUUCCAGAGCCGGCCAAAGCUUUGUCGACGAAAAAGGCUUGAACGCUGUUUACGGAACACAGGCCUUUCAUGAAUUGCCAAUAGUUCAUGUAUACGCCACAAGGAAUAACACGAAAAUAUCACUCACAGAUUGUAACGGACGAUGCCUGUGUGGUACUACUUGCGGGGUUGAGGGUUUUCGGAACGCCCGCAAACAGACCACUGUCGCAGCCCAGACUGUGGGCAUUUCUAUCGGACUGAAGGCCCAAAAGUUGGGCAUCUCGACUGUGCGCGUCAAACUGCGCGGCCUGGGUGCGAAUCGAGUGUCUACCCUUUCAGGUAUGGUUCUCUCCGGCUUGAAAAUAGUUUCAUUGACGGAUGACACCCCCAUUAACUACGGAAUGGGCCGAAGACCGAAGAAAACUCCUCGAAAAUGA
Dibothriocephalus latus is the source of this 483-nucleotide messenger RNA. NCBI's taxonomy places the organism in Eukaryota, Metazoa, Platyhelminthes, Cestoda, Diphyllobothriidea, Diphyllobothriidae. The record is from the annotation of a GenBank genome assembly.